This is a messenger RNA of Populus nigra (black poplar), 1320 nucleotides long. RefSeq names its product microtubule-associated protein RP/EB family member 1C-like. NCBI's taxonomy places the organism in Eukaryota, Viridiplantae, Streptophyta, Magnoliopsida, Malpighiales, Salicaceae. The record is from RefSeq and is a predicted model, not a curated record. Bases 119 to 1099 code for a protein of 326 amino acids. The transcript is spliced from 6 exons. Gene Ontology annotation, biological process: spindle assembly; protein localization to microtubule plus-end; thigmotropism. Gene Ontology annotation, cellular component: microtubule plus-end; spindle midzone; cytoplasmic microtubule. Gene Ontology annotation, molecular function: microtubule plus-end binding.
AUUCCAAAAGGAGCCCGCUCUCCUUUCUUUUUAAACUCUCUCUCUUGCUCUCACUCUAUCCACACACAAAACACGCACAGAGGCUCAAAAAUCGAUCGAUCGAUCGAGAGAAACAGAGAUGGCAACUAAUAUCGGCAUGAUGGAUUCGGCUUAUUUCGUUGGCAGAUCUGAGAUUCUCUCUUGGAUUAACACCACUCUUCAGCUCAAUCUCUCCAAAGUCGAAGAAGCAUGUUCUGGUGCGGUGCAUUGUCAGUUAAUGGAUUCGGUUCAUCCAGGAAUGGUGCCAAUGCACAAGGUCAAUUUCGACGCCAAAAAUGAGUACGAAAUGAUUCAAAAUUAUAAGGUUCUGCAAGAUGUGUUUAACAAGCUUAAGAUCACUAAGCAUAUAGAGGUGAGCAAGCUGGUGAAAGGCAGGCCGCUCGAUAACCUGGAGUUUAUGCAGUGGAUGAAGCGUUAUUGUGAUUCUGUCAAUGGAGGACUUGUCAAUUACAAUCCAAUGGAAAGGAGAGAGGCUUGCAAGGGAGGAAAAGAAACAAGCAAGAAAUGUCUACAGUCUCAAGCUUCAAGCAAGGGCUCUACGACUGCUCCCAAAGUUCAGUCUUCUCACAAUACUCGAAGGAGCGAUGUGUCCUCGGCACACCCUCCAAAUCAAUCUGUGAAGGCUUCUAAACCUCCUUGUCCAGUGCCUGCAUAUGAUGCAGAGGUCACCGAGUUGAAGUUGUCAGUGGAUAGCCUUGAGAAGGAGAGGGACUUCUAUUUUGCAAAGCUGAGAGAUAUCGAGAUUUUGUGCCAGAGCCCUGGGAUCGAAAACCUACCAGUUGUUGCAGCAAUGAAGAGAAUCCUUUAUUCUACUGACGAUGAUGCAUCAGUAUUAGCAGAAGCUCAAGCCAUGGUGUCGCUUCACCAGAAGGAAGCAGAGCACUUGGGUCCCAUUGCUGAGAAAUCAACAGACGAAAAGGAGAAUUCAGAUCCUCAGAAGAGAAAGAACAUUGCGAAUCUUGACGUUGAUGCUGUAGGCAUCUCAACAUUGUCACCGAGGCAAAGGCUUUCUGAUGCAACAGAUGUCCAUUGCAGCGGGUCACCUCUUAUGACCUACUGAAUUUUUUACCAUAAUCUUUUCUUCAAACAUAUGUAGUGGUAAUAGCAGCUACAGCAGCACCUAUAUCUCCAAUAUUCGCAGCCCUUUUACCAACAGUCCUGCUUGAUGUUAUAUAUAUGUAGUAGAUUUUACAUAUAUAGCUCUGGAAGCAAUAAUAGUCGGACAGUUGAUUCAACAGCUUAUAAUUGUUUUGAGUAUGAGUUUUGCUUGUGUUUGUGCUA